Trichosurus vulpecula (common brushtail) is the source of this 480-nucleotide messenger RNA. Its product is annotated as 40S ribosomal protein S24-like. The record is from RefSeq and is a predicted model, not a curated record. Gene Ontology annotation, molecular function: structural constituent of ribosome. The coding region runs from base 1 to 480 and encodes 159 amino acids. Gene Ontology annotation, biological process: translation. Lineage: Eukaryota; Metazoa; Chordata; Mammalia; Diprotodontia; Phalangeridae. Gene Ontology annotation, cellular component: ribosome. The transcript is spliced from 2 exons.
AUGACGUGGGACCGGGUCUGGCGCGGAACACUUCUGAGGUGGAGGGUGAUCCCGGAUACCAUGAUUCCAUGCAGAGCCUUGGAGAAUGACACUGUAACCAUCAGAACCAGGAAGUUCAUGACUAACAGACUUUUUCAGCCAAAACAGAUUGUUAUAGAUGUUCUUUGUCCUGGAAAGGCCUCAGCGCUCAAGACCGAAAUACGAGAAAAACUGGCUAAGAUGUACGAGACGAGUCCAGACAUCAUUUUUGUCUUUGAAUUCAGAACCCAUUUGGGUGGUGGCAAAACAGCAGGCUUCAGCAUGAUUUAUGAUUCCCUUGACUAUGCAAAGAAAAAUGAAUCAAAGCACAGACUUGCAAAGCAUGGCCUGAAUGAGAAGAAAAAGACAUCAAGAAAACCCCAAAAGGAACACAAGAACAGAAUGAAGAAAGUCAGGGGUACUGCAAAGGCAAAUGUUGGUGCUGGCAAAAAGAAGGAAUAA